UGCGUGUGACGCCACGAGCAGAGGCAGAUCCUUGGAGCAGACAAGCACCGGGCUGAGGCAGCAAAGCAUCCGCACCAGCAGCGCCACAAAGGGAGUUCAGUGCUGGUUGUUGUACCUCUUCUUCUCUCCACUCCUCCUCCUCCUCUUCCUCUCCAGGGUUACAGAUGCUCCGGCUCGGCGGAAAGAUGUGCGGCUUCUCCGCCCUGCUCUCGGUGCUCCUCGCCGGGAUCGCUGCGGCGUCUUCGGAUCUGUUUGACAACCAACUGGGCGACAUCAAUUACUGCAAAAAGCAAUGCCAGCUCACCAUCAAAAACAAAAGCCCAGCUAAAGACUCCAUAAUGAACGCCUGUCACCGCGGCUGUCGCCUCUACUCCAUCUGCCAGUUCGUCAAUGGCAACGCUGGCUUCAACACCAGCAGGGAGGAGUGUCAGGGAGCCUGUCAGGAGGCGUACGUGAAGCAGCUGGAGCAGGAGGCCUGCUGCACCGGCUGCGCCAGCCAACCCUCUGAACCUGAGCUCCAGAGGAGAAGGCUCAGGGCCAUGACUCUUCGCCCUAAGUCCCUCUCUGUGAUGGAGGCCGUGUCCGGUUGGUGCAACGACAUCGUCAGCUCCGCCCAGAGCUUCAUCUCCUCCACCUGGACUUUCUACCUGCAGGCUGAUGACGGCAAGGUUGUGGUUUUCCAGAGCCAGCCAGACAUGGAGUACUCUCUGCCCGAGCUGCAGGCUCCUCGAUCCAACGUGGCAGACAAGCCCUGGCCUCAGGUCCACUCCCACACCCAGAGACCCCACGGCGUGAGGGGACAUGGGGAGAGGGGAGCAUCUAAAGCAGGAGGCAAAGUGAAGCACCCGGUGCAGCACGCAGACGACCCCACAGCGGAGCACGACUUCCUGGGCUGCAUGUCCAGACGUUCAGGCCUUCCACGGUGGAUUCUAGCGGCCUGUCUCUUCCUGUCCAUCAUGGUCAUGCUGUGGCUCAGCUGUGCCAGCCUCGUCACCGCACCAGAGCAGCACAUCAAGACGCAGCUUAGCAUCAACGGAGAUAAAGAGUUCCUGGAUAACGCUCAGAAAGUCAACCCCUACUACCUGAGUCCUAUGAUCGCUGUGACCCUGAAACAAUCUGAGGAGAGCCAGGAGGCGGGGCCGCUGCCGGUGAAAGUCGACCUCAACAAAACCUGCGUUUAGAAAAGGACCAAUGGGAGAGCUGCUGUCUUGUUUCUGAGGGCAACCAUAUAUAAAAUCAGGAGUGAAACAAACGCAUCACGGGACUCUAAACAGUCACCAGAGUUUUUAAAAACAUAUUUGUAAGAGCAUGGCACCCUCCCGGCGUUUAAAAUCAUGAUACUGAAAAAUCUUGCUCAGUCUUGUUGGACAUUUUUAUUUUCUUGUACAGCCCAGAUUAUUCAAAAUCCAUCCUCAGAUUAUCUUCAAUGCUCAGCCGGCUCACUGCUUAUUAAUAAAUCAGAGCUCUUGUCUCAGAAAAGUGAGGAAUUAGUACAGUUUUCAAAUAAUUGUUCAUGUCUACAGUAGACGAAGACAAACACUGGGAUUUAGUUUAGAGUUCAUUUUGCCUCGUUCUCGCAGAGAGUUUGGAUUAGUUAAUGGGUUGUCAUCGAAAUAGAAAUGAGAAAGAGGAAAGAAAGAUUGAUAAAAAAUGGACUAAUUUCUUUGAGAGUGCUCCAGGAAAUAUUCUAAAUAAAUAAAUGUUCUCCCUCACAACAUAACUACAUUUGCAGGUGAGCUCUGAUCAAGUUCAGAGAAACAAAGGCAUACUUAC
Molecule: messenger RNA, 1773 nt
Organism: Notothenia coriiceps (black rockcod)
Lineage: Eukaryota; Metazoa; Chordata; Actinopteri; Perciformes; Nototheniidae
Gene: tmem59l
Product: transmembrane protein 59-like
Exons: 8
Coding region: 165-1181 (338 amino acids)
Source: RefSeq, a predicted model, not a curated record